Messenger RNA from Malassezia japonica, 333 nucleotides. RefSeq names its product DNA-directed RNA Polymerase II subunit L (gene RPB10). Gene Ontology annotation, cellular component: RNA polymerase III complex; RNA polymerase II, core complex; RNA polymerase I complex. The transcript is spliced from 4 exons. The coding region runs from base 1 to 333 and encodes 110 amino acids. Gene Ontology annotation, biological process: transcription by RNA polymerase I; transcription by RNA polymerase II; tRNA transcription by RNA polymerase III. Gene Ontology annotation, molecular function: DNA binding; zinc ion binding. NCBI's taxonomy places the organism in Eukaryota, Fungi, Basidiomycota, Malasseziomycetes, Malasseziales, Malasseziaceae. The record is from RefSeq and is a predicted model, not a curated record.
AUGAUCAUUCCCGUCCGGUGCUUUAGCUGCGGCAAGGUCGUCGGCGACAAGUGGGAUGCGUACCUCGCCCUCCUUAUUGAGGGCCGCACGGAAGGCGAGGCGCUCACGGAGCUGGGGCUGCAGCGCUACUGCUGCCGUCGCAUGGUCCUGACGCACGUCGAUCUCAUCGAGCGCUUGCUGCACUACAACAUUCAUGAGCGCAAGUCGAAUCCGUUCCCUGCCGCGGGUGCGAGCAAGACCGCGCGCGAUGCACGCUGCAUCGACGGCCGCACCGCGGCCACGUCCGCAGCGCCGACCUCCCUGCCGGAUGUCACGACAUUGUCGCCUGUCUAG